This is a messenger RNA of Nicrophorus vespilloides, 1513 nucleotides long. RefSeq lists its product as uncharacterized. The coding region runs from base 453 to 1304 and encodes 283 amino acids. The transcript has 2 exons. Lineage: Eukaryota; Metazoa; Arthropoda; Insecta; Coleoptera; Silphidae. The record is from RefSeq and is a predicted model, not a curated record.
AGGAGAUCAGCUGUUAUUAUUGGAUGCGUCCUAGAAAAUUUGAAUGGUGCUCCUGCAAAGGCCGUUUGCGCAAACCGCGAAUCGCCGGGCGACGAUCAAUGAAUUUACAGGUUCCUGCUGCGCGAGUUGCCGCCUCUACGUACGGCUCCUUCCUCCUGCACCUCCACCAAUCAACCAAAAAAAAAAAGAAGAAGAAGAAGAGGAAACAAGGACACAACCUUGACCAAGAAAGCCAGAGAAAGAGAGAGAAGGAUAGUUAGAGCGGAGCGGCGGCAGCACGGUAGUCGGAGUUGGUGCACAAUCGCGCGAAGUCCGCUCCUGCAACAGCUUCAAUAACCGGAGUCAAUUGAUAACAUCGCGAAUCGUGGAUGCAGCAGUUGGUGAAGUUAGUGAUUUGGUGCUAAAGAGGAAGGAGCGAAUUAUAUAAGGAGAAUCAUCUUGUUGUAAAAGCGAUGUUUUGUUUGGACAAUGUCGUGACCGGCUUCGACAUCGAGAUGAAAAUCUCGAAGAACAACGAGGUUCUUCAGAUGAUCGAGAAGAUCCUUCUCGCGUCGAGCGGUAUCGGCCUCCUCUUCGACAUAUCCUUCUUAUGCGUGGUCCUCCGCUGCAAGAACCUCUGGACCAAAUUCUAUUUAGGUCUCGCCAAUUUGGCCAUAAUCAAUGCCAUUAUGCUGGUAAAUAUGAUGGUCUAUUACAUGAUGAAAGCCUACCGCAUCUAUGAUGAUGUCUACUUGGACUUCUUGGGAUUCCUCAAAGGCUUCGAUUAUAUGAUCAAGAUCGGGAUGGCCCUGAUGACGAUGCUCUUCUGCUUCGAGAUAGACGUUCCUCCAUCCAUGCUCUUCAUCUUCAAUUUGGUUUACUUCUUCGUCAGUCUCGGCACGAACUUCUUCUUCCACAAGUACAUCCUGCUGAUUGACAUCGCUUUCUUCUUGGUCUACGCAAUGUUGUUGAUGUUCAUGUACUAUAAGAUCAAACGGCUGGGUGCACCGUUGAAUAUACUGGAUAGGGCUCGAUACAAGCGGAUGAUCGUAUACUUCAACCACAUCAUACUCAUCACCACCUACUACAUGGCCUACCAACUCUUCGUCUACUUUAAAUGGGAAUACAUUCUCAUAUUCCAAGUACCGCAUUAUCUGGACACCUUCUGGUACUACUUCUACCUGUUCUACAUAGACGUCAACUUCAGAUUAGCCAAUCAGCACACGUUUUUCCUGUUCCAACAUUUGAAAGGAAUCCAUCUCGUCGAUGCUGCAGACAUCGAGGCUCUUCCCAUCGAAAAGAAAGGAAUGCCCGAAUGCUACUAAAAGAAAAACAUCUAUUAUUCACAAUUUCUAAAUCAUACACAACAAAUUCUUCAAAAGAAAAUUUGAGACAAUAAAAUUUUAUUUUCCAAAUUGAAUAAUCAAAUUCUGACAUAACUUUUUGACAAAAUUCAUUCAUAAACAUAUAAAUGUACACUUAGACAACUGGCAAGAUUUCGGUAUCCCUAACUAGAGAAUUCAGAAGAAGAAAA